AUGAUCAUUCUUGUAUCAGUUGACCACUAUUCCAAUUAUUUUGACGUGGACUUCUUGAACAGUCAAAAUACAAGCGCAGUUUUAGAAUGUUCUAAAAGAAACUUCAGCAGACUUGGGAUUCCUCGCCAGGUUAUCACGGACUCUGGAAAACAAUUUACCAGCCAGAAAUGGCAGCAAUUUGUAAAGACUUACGGUAUUCGUCACACUACAAGCGCACCAUACCACCACGAGGCAAACGGGAAAGCGGAGUCAUCGAUUAAAAUAGCGAAGAACGUACUGAAGAAGGCAUUGGAAGAUGGAAAAGACAUUUGGCUGGCAUUACUGGAAUGGCGCAAUACACCACAGGCUGAUGGAUAUUCUCCGAUUCAAAAACUCAUGGGGAGGAGUUCCAGAGGGCUGUUUCCACUGACACAGAAACGGUUGAAGCUCAUGCCGAUUGAUGGGAACAGAGUCCGCGAAGAAAUAGAGUUACGAAAGGUAAAAUCAAAAUUCUACCACGACCGCCGAUCUCAAGAAUUGCCAUCGCUGGUGCGAGGACAGGAAGUUUACGUACAGUUGAAACCAGAAAGCUCAUCCGAAUGGACCAGAGGGAAAGUAAACGGUAUACUGAGUGAUCGGGAUUAUCUAAUUGAUGUGAGGGGAGCAGAGUAUCGUAGAAACAGAAGAAAUAUUCGAGAUUCAUAUGCUUCAUUAGAUUCUGGAACACGAGAAAACUCUUCAGCAUUCAACGACAUAUCAUCUCCAGGUUUUGAACAGGAUGGUUUUGGACGCACCAAGAAUCACUACGAGUGGCCAGGAAACGAUACAGCGGUCGCCAAGUCGGAAACUUCAACAAGCAACCAACCAGUGUACCCGGAAGCAGAUAAAACUAAUCAGUUAGGCGAAACUCCAAGACGACCGGUUAGGUUAACCAGGCGCCCUCUCCGCUUUGAUGACUAUGUGCUCGAAGAGUAG
Wyeomyia smithii (pitcher-plant mosquito) is the source of this 954-nucleotide messenger RNA. RefSeq lists its product as uncharacterized. Bases 1 to 954 code for a protein of 317 amino acids. Gene Ontology annotation, molecular function: nucleic acid binding. Gene Ontology annotation, biological process: DNA integration. The transcript has a single exon. The record is from RefSeq and is a predicted model, not a curated record. Lineage: Eukaryota; Metazoa; Arthropoda; Insecta; Diptera; Culicidae.